Messenger RNA from Gallus gallus (chicken), 10747 nucleotides. Its product is annotated as KIAA1217. NCBI's taxonomy places the organism in Eukaryota, Metazoa, Chordata, Aves, Galliformes, Phasianidae. Gene Ontology annotation, cellular component: cytoplasm. The coding region runs from base 4488 to 9656 and encodes 1722 amino acids. The transcript is spliced from 17 exons. The record is from RefSeq and is a predicted model, not a curated record.
GAAUCGCCUAGUGUGGCCAUUUACAUCAAGGAUGAGAGCAGAAACAUAUACUAUGAACUGUGUGAUGUGAGGUAAGUAUAAAAGGAAUUACAGCUGUUGGGUUUUGGAUUUCUUUUGUUGUUGUUGAUGAUGAUGAUGAUGUUUUGUUUUGUUUUAUGCAGUGCACUUAAAGAUUAAAAAGGUGUGGAGCUGAUAAGUAUCUAACACAUAGAGGCUUGACACUUAAAAGCCUGUUCAGUGAUAUCUGAGUAAUAUGGGAGGCUUGAUCUGGCACUGCCUUGAGCUGUAGGUGCAACAUCUGUUGCACAAGCCAUUGAUGAAUGGUGUAUCUCAUUCAAAUAUGCAUACAAUUCAUGCAGGUUCACAUAUUUAAUAUUUUAUUGCAUUUUAUCUGUGACAUAAAUAUUUAACAUACUGAACACAAAAACUUACAGAAAAUACAGCUUUUUUCUAGCAGAGGAAAAUCUCCAGGUGAGACUGCAGUUUCAAAAAUAAACGUUACUGAUGUCCUCACAAUAAUUUUAAUUAUUUAUUCUUUUACACUGCCAAGGAUUUGUAGCAUCAGUGACCACUGCUGCAGCAGCCUCACCACCUUCCUUUUGAUGUCAGGAUGCAGCAACUUCUUCCUUCUCUACUUCUGAGUUCAGUCUCUGGCUAACAUUUGGAUGGUUCUUUCUGUCAUCUGUUAGUCCUGAUGUCUGUGUUCUUCAAACAAAAGGAUCAGAUUCUUAGGGGAUGUACAAAGUCCCAAAAGAUGCCCAAAAGAACUCUAAGACAUACUACAGGCAUGUCGCACUAUAGAACUGUUCAGGGAGAUAUGGUGUGCUUUUGUGCUAUCCUUCUCGCUAGAGGCUGUGAGGUAAAAAGAAUGGACAGAAGAACCAGAAGACAGAAAGGGGUGAAGAAGAAAGUAGAAAAUAUGUUUCCUUUCUGCCAGUCAACUUGUAGUGCAGGAAUUGGUUGUGAAAGUAAGGGAAGUGCAUAGCCCACUAGAGCCUUGUUUCUUCUGGAGAUUACUUGACUUGUGUACAAGUUGGGGUUUUUCUAGCAUUGCCACUUCAAGUUCUCCCAUUACUCUUCUUUCUAGUCUUUGAACAGCACUGAACCCCAGUUUUUCUCCUCUGUCUCACUUUCCUCAGUCUCUCUAUCCAGUGUCUUGUCAUCAACCAGCCUCUUGAAUUUCAGUUUCUGGCUUUUUUUUAUGUUUUUUUUUUUUUUUAAUCUUUCUUUUUUAGAAGUCUUCCACACCCUAGUUUGGCCACUGUUACUCCAGUUUUAAGCCCAAUCUGAUGAUUUUUACAUCCUCAUUCAUCACGUUCUCAAGUUUCGUAUAUUUUAAGUAGUCUAUUCACUAUAUCUGAUCAAGUGAUUAAAUCAAGACAGGUGUUACAAUGUUUCUGUUGCUGAGCGCCUUAUUGCCAACUGUAGUCUGGCCCACCAGCUCUUCACUUUAUCCCUCCAUCUUCCCUGGAGUUUCAGACUAGCGGUUUAUGACUUCAUCCCCUCCCUGCCCCAGUGUUGCCAUUGUUCAUUAUCUUAAUACUACUCUACUCCACCUUUCUUCCCAUUGCAUGCGUCACUCUGCCAAAAUCAAGCAUAGCUCACUCUCUACUUCCUCUGUUCCUAUGCCUGUAUUGUAGAUCAUUUCUAGAGGAAAUGCCACAUUCCAGCUGACUUCCUCUAUAGCCAAACUCCCUCCUUCAGUUGCCACCCUCUUCCAACAAUUCUAGCUUACUGGAGUCCAAAGUAUGCAGUACUGGUAGCCUUUUAACGAUUUCCACAUUUUCUCCUUUUCUGUUCCUUACUCUUUCACAUGAUCUUUACACAGCACGUCCCCACAGAGAACAGAUAAAAAGUAUAAUUUUCCUCUUCUUUGCUUGCCAUCUCUUCCUUCAGUUAUCUUCCUUCUUCCUUGCCUUAAAUACAAGCAUUUCAGUUGACUCUAAGCUGUCCACUUGACUCAUCUUCCUCUGCGCCUCAAGUCUUUUGCCUUGUCUUCUUAUUAAUGUCUUGCUCUAUUACAGUGCCUACUCUUUAUGUUGCAAACGUGUUUCUGUGCUUCCCAACAAAACUCUCUCUUCACACAAAGUAAAUUUUCACGGUCCACCCCAUCACUUUUCUCUCUCUCCUGCAGUAAGCAAUCACUAUAACCGUUGGUGGAGUUUUACUUGUUUCAGUUCAGUCAAUCCUAAACCCAUUUCCACCCUCCCUAGUGUUUUAUUCUUCUAAUUCCAACCUGUCUUUUGUUCCUGACUGUUCCAUUACAAUUGUUCAGGUCACCAACUGGCUAGCUUUUGUGAACAUUACACCCUUAUUCUCUCAGAUAUCUCAUGUAUACUUUUAUUGUUUUCUUCUUGGAACCUUGAUCACCCUUUAUUUCAAGGAGUUUUCUUCCCCUAUUUCUUACUGUUUCUCUUCUUUCAGUUAUCACUUGAGGGAUCAUAUUCUCAAGCACUGAUUUUCUGUUGUGUUUUUUUUCUAUGAAAAAUUAUACAUGCCAGUGAAACUAGCUCAACUGUUGAUGUCUUCCCUGUGAACACCUGCAACUGGAUGGCAUGAAACCUGCCUCUUCUCCCCAACGAAAAUCUUGAUCUUCUCUUUUAACAUAGUCUCAAGCACCAUUCGUUUCUACUCAGAUUAUGUUGUUCAUUAGACCAUUCCACUCCCUCUUCUUUUAUUUCUGUAUUAAUUUUUUUCUUAUUUAAUCCUUGGGGAUAAAGCACUGCUUGCUACUUGUGCCUCCAAAUCAGUCCUUUUCUUAAUCUGGUUCGUGAUUCUGCAUUCACUGUUGACUUCUUCAGAUUUUUUUUCUUCAUAACAUCCCUCUGAUGCAGCCUUUCAUUUCACACCAUGUAGUGAUAAAACACUUGGCUAAAUCAUCAACUUUUAAACAUUUUUUGACACCAGCUUUAAACAUCUAGCUUUUUUUACAGCAACUUUUGUAACAUUCUUUUCCAGACAUUCGAUGCAAGUAAUCCUUUUCACUCUACUCAUUCAAAGGAGGCAAUAAAGGCUAUUCUCCUGGCUCAUCAGGGAGACUGUUUCACAUGUAUUUUUUCACUUGUCCUCUGACUGUAUCUUCUCCAUCUAAUUAAAUAAAAACUACUUGUCUUCAUUAUGAGGGCCACUCCAAGCCCACUUCAAUGCUACUUUUCAUUUCUUGUUCAGUACCAAGUGCCAUCUGCUUCCACUUGGCUAGUAAUGCCAACUUUCACUGUUCAUGUCUUUAAUUUUCCAACAAGUGCCUUCACGCUCCCUCUUAGGCAGCCCUCUGUCAUGCUUGGAAGGAGUCCUCCACAAACAUCUGAAAAGCCACUGUAUUGCUCUUCUUCCAGUCCCACUUUUACCCUUACUCGCGCAUUCCCUAUUCAGAGCAUGACCAUGGUGCCAGCAUCUGUUUACUGUUCUUCAGCCUGGAGAGGCCAUGUUCUCCUUGUGUCUUUCCGUUCCCUUAUCUUUCUGCAGCUAUCUUUGUCUUUUGUGUCUUAUACUCAUCUUGUAAGCUGGUAAAGAGGUUGUUUUCCUAGGGUGUUGAUAUAGCACACACAUAUCAGUGAGGCAUUUGAACAUGCCAUGGGCAUCUGGGAGCUACAGUAAUGCAAAUAGUAGUAAUUAUGAAUAUACAGUAAUAUAUACCUGCUAUCAGUGGUGUUUAUCUUAGAAUAGCAACAUGAGGUGAAACAGAAUUCACUUCAGAGAUCAAAUGCCUAGUAUUUUGGUGAUUUGCCUUACAGCAAUGUUUUACUUUAACAUGUCAUGUUCCUACAAGAAGUAUUUAUGGAGAAUGCUUUUAAAAAACAAAACCUCCAGUUAGUUAAGUAAGUACCAUCUCAUAGCUAUCAGAGUGAAAAAAGGAGCAGAUAAAAUUCAUUUAAAUGAAAAAUACUGCAUUUCUUGAAUUGAAAAUGGAAGAGUUAGCUUUGCAUCAAAAAGAACAUAUUUCUAAGUCUGAGGCAGAAAAUGAUAACUGAGACUACCAGCGCAAGUCUCAGUGCAGAAGGAUCACAUUUGUAAGAUGGAAAACAGUUUAUAUUACCAUAAAUAAUUGAAGAACUUGUACUUGCCUCAAGGCAGCUAUUUUCCUAUGCAGCCUACAAGUAAACACUCAUAAAUACUAACUUUCUCAUCAGCCCUGCAGUUCUUAAACAGACGGUACUGAUCUGCCUCUUGAGCUGUGGAGUUUCUUUAAUAACUACUUGACAUCUACAACAGCAGCACAAGUUCUGACUAGCUACCCAUUCAAAGCAAUCACUGAUUGUAAUAUGACAUUGAAAGAAAGAAAUUGGACCUGCCCAAGCAUCCUUUCCUUCAUUUUUAAACGAUAAUCCCUGUGAUUAACAUCAGUUCAGUAGACUUGUAGCUGCACCUGGAGGAAAGGAAUUCAGUCACAUGUGUGAGUAAAUCCUCUAGAGAUCACUACUGGGAAAUGAAAGGAAUCGCAGUUUUGAAAGGAUGUGAGUGAAUGUAGAUUGGAGACUUUGCUACUGAUGAAAUGUGAACAAGAAAUCAGCAGAAUUCUGUGCAAAUUUCUAAGCCAUAAAAUUAACAGAAGGAAUAUUCAAGACCGGUCUUUCCUUAAAGUUUACAACAAAGAUCCCGCACACGCGUUUAAUCACACUUCCAGAGCUGUAAAUGGAGACAUAAGGAUGCAGAGGGAAAUUGCCUAUAUGGGCCGAGAUGGCCCAAGCGCUUCCCGCUCCGGAUCUGCAACGCACCCCUCCCACGCGAUGCCCAGCUCUCCGCCCUCCACUCCAGUGCCCCACUCCAUGCCCCCCUCUCCGUCCAGGAUCCCCUACGGAGGGGGACGUCCCAUGGGUGUUCCGGGCAAUGCCACCAUCCCCAGGGACCGGCUCUCCAGUGUGUCGGCAUCACGCUCCAUAUCGCCCAGCCCAAGCGCCAUUUUGGAGAGGCGGGAUGUGAAACCAGAUGAGGACAUGAGUAACAAAAACUUGGCCCUGAUCCGAAAUGAAGGUCUAUACGGGGACCCGUACUUGUUUCACGAGGGGAGGAUGAGCGUGGCUGCACCCCACAGCGGACACCCCCUCGAUGUCUCCGAUCACAUUGUCGCCUACCAUCGCAGUGCCAUGAGGUCAUCAAGCACUUACUGUAACCCCUCUAUGCAGCCUGAAAUGCUGGAGCAGUCCUUGUACAGACAAAAGCCACGAAAGUACCCGGAGAGCCACUUGCCCACGCUCAGCUCUAAAACACCUCCCGCCUCGCCCCACCGCGUGGCUGAUAUGCGCAUGAUCGAUAUCCAUCCCCACCAUAGUGCACACAUCCCUCCCCACGCUAUCCAGCCUGACAGGGCCUCUCCCAGCCGCCAGUCCUUCAAAAAGGAGCCAGGACCACCCGUAUUUGUGGAUGCCAAAGUGCGAGGUGCCCUCGGCCACCCGGGCAUGGCAGAGGCUGUGCCGUCUCCCAUCGACAAACAGGCUUUUGGCUAUGGGUCACCCACAAUGCCCAAGGACAAGGAGACAAGAGAGAGGAUACAAGCCAUGGAGAAACAGAUUGCCAGUUUAACUGGUCUUGUUCAGUCUGCGCUUUUAAAAGGGCCAAAUACAAGUAAUAGCAAAGAUGCUUCUAGUGAGAAGAUGAUGUUGAAAAUUGUGUCCAACAAAAGCAGCGCAGAUGCUACAGGUGCUGCUAACUUAUCUGGGGGGAAGAACACGUUGGCAACAAUGGAGUCAGCUGUCAUCCAUCACCCUGCUGGAACCCCAUCGAUGCAAGUCAGCCUGCAUGGUAUGAAACGCAAUGUGUCAGAUCUACGACUGCAGCUGCAUCAUAUGAAGCAGCUACAGCUACAGAACCAGGAGAUGCUGAGGGCAAUGGUGAAGAAAGCAGAGCUGGAAAUCAAUGGCAAAAUGUCUGAAACGGUGAAGAGGCUUGAAGAUCCUGUGCAGCGACAGCGCAACCUGGUGGAACAAGAAAGGCAGAAAUACCUCAGCGAGGAAGAAAAGAUUGUAAAGAAAUUAUGUGAGCUAGAGGGAUUUGUUGAAGACCUGAAGAGGGACUCCACUGCUUCCAGCAAGACGGUUACACUGAAAGAUGUUGAAGAUGGAGCCUUUCUUCUGCGUCAAGUGGGAGAAGCUGUUGCCACCCUUAAAGGAGAGUUCCCGACGCUGCAGAAUAAAAUGCGUGCGAUCCUCCGCAUUGAGGUAGAAGCCGUCAGGUUCCUAAAGGAAGAGCCACACAAGUUAGACAGCUUACUGAAACGUGUGCGCAGCAUGACAGAUAUCCUUACCAUGCUCAGAAGACAUGUUACAGAAGGACUGCUGAGGGGUGUGGAUUCCUCCCAGGCUGUGCAAUACCCUGCUAUGGAAAAGGCCACAGCAACUGAAGCUCUGAAAAAUCAGGAGGAGCCCAAACAAACCCAGGGACAUGCACAGCAAAACCUCACAGCAGUCACAUCAGAGUCCCAGGUAUCAUCAGUCAAGUCAGAAGUCGUCCCCUUCUCCACAAUGACGGUCCAUCACGUGCAGAGCUCUCCCGUUGUCAUCCAUCAGUCUCAGCACUCAUCAGCCCUGGUCAACCAUGCCCAGGGUUCACCUGCUGCACCCAGCCACAGUGAAGGGCUGCCAAUGAGCAGUCACCCUUCCACCACCCCACCAGCACCCCCCCAGGAACCAACAAUAGGAUCCCAGCCCACCCAAGGCAUGCCGGCACUACAGGUCUCUGUCAAUGGCAACACCAUGCAAAGUCUUUUCAUUGAGGAAAUUCACAGUGCAAGUACCAGAAACAGAGCUGUAUCAAUUGAGAAAGCCGAAAAGAAAUGGGAAGAGAAAAGACAAAACCUGGAUCACUAUAAUGGAAAGGAAUUUGAAAAGCUCUUGGAAGAGGCCCAGGCCAAUAUAAUGAAGUCGAUUCCUAACUUGGAGAUGCCUCCCCAGCCAGCAGUCCUGCCUAAAGGGGAUGCAGGGGAGAAGUUUGAAGUCUCAGAAGAUGCUCCAGAUGCAGAGCAGGAUAAUGACAAGCUGACCAAGUCCCCACCUCCUCCUCCUCCACGGCGCAGUUACCUGCCGGGGUCAGGACUGACCACGACGAGAUCGGGAGAGGUCAUCUACGCAGCCAGGAAAGAGGCGGCUGCUGGCAAGGAAUGCAGUGAAGAUGCUGGGCAAACAACACAACCCAAAGCCCCCAAAGAGGAUCAGGCAUUGCCUCGAAACACAGGGCUUGCUGUAGCAUCAGCUGUAAAAGAUGAAGAAGAAGAAGAAGGAGAUAAAAUAAUGGCAGAAUUACAGGCUUUCCAGAAGUGCUCUUUUAUGGAUGUAAACUCAAACAGUCAUGCUGAGCAAUCCAGAAAUGAUACACAUGUUAAAGACAUAAGGCCUGGGACUUUAAUGCAUCACAAGGAAAAGAAGGUGUAUGGGGCUACAACAGGAUCUCCCACAGAUAGUGACCAUCCUAAAGAGAAGAGGGAAGGGAAAACUGAAGAAGAAUUGGGUUCUGAUUCAUCCAGCACAAAUGACAGUAAAAUUGGCUUUUCAAUGAAUGACAGUUCUACAUUUAGCAAGGGUUUGUUUGUAGACAGUAGAGACUAUUCUAAGAAAAACCUCCAAAAUAUGAGCACAAACCUGCCCAGUGUCAGUUUGCCAGAGGAUGACAAACGAAGAGGGGCUCAAGAUAUUUUAGGAUCCCAUUUUCCAGCUGUUGAAAAUGGAAAGCCAAACCCAAGCUACGGACUGUCACGAGAUGCUUGCCAGGGCCCUCCGCAGGGUGAAGCUGUGCCGAGUGCUGCCAGGUGUGUCCCUGUCAGCAGCGUUGCCCCUCUGGUGAGACCCUCCCAGGAGGCUGCAGGGUCUGUCCCCUCCUCACCUGAGCAAGAAGCUCCUGCAGGCAGCUGUGGUCAGGUUGUGCUGAGACCCAAAGCGGCAAGGAGCAACAGCACUGAAGAGGCAGACUCUCCAGCUAGCUCUCCAAGUGAAGACAGCCCACCCACUGAAAACAUCGCCUUCAUGAUUACCAAAACAGCUGUCCAGGUCCUCUCGAGUGGUGAAGUCCAUGACAUAGUCAGCCGGAAAGGCGGUGAUGUGCAAACGGUAAACAUCGAUGCGCGAAAGGAUGUGGCAUUGGAGAAAGGCACCCCAGAAAGCACUGACAGUGAAGAGCCAGUGGUCUGUCUGGACAAAAAGCCCGUCAUCAUCAUUUUUGAUGAACCGAUGGAUAUUAGGUCAGCGUAUAAGCGUCUUUCUACCAUUUUUGAGGAGUGUGAUGAAGAGCUAGAGAAAAUGAUGACUGAGGAGAAAAUAGAGGAGGAAGAGGAGGAGGAAGAAAAUGAAGCACGUGGGAUUUCUAAGAACCCUAAGGAAGAGCCCCCGGUGCUUAUUGACAGAAAGGCAAUCGCAGAGUAUUCAGCAGCUCACGGUCUUAAUGAGCAGUAUGUGUUUAACCUCCACUCUGCCUCUGACUCCACGGAGACCAGAGCUCCUGCAGAGCAGGAGAGCUCAAAGACAAAUUUUAACAAGUACAGUCAGAUGUAUGGGCUGCACACAGAAGCAAACUUGGACUCUGCUGAUCAGUUUGGAGGCAGGCAGGAUUCUAAGAAAAAGUUUAAGUUUAAAUUCCCCAAAAAGCAGCUGGCUGCUCUGACACAGGCGAUACGUACAGGAACCAAGACAGGGAAGAAGACCUUGCAGGUUGUGGUUUACGAAGAGGAGGAGGAAGAUGGGACCCUAAAGCAGCACAAGGAAGCCAAGAGGUUUGAGAUCACCAGGUCCCAGCCUGAGGACCUCGACAAGAGUCCGACAGGGAAGCAGGAGGCCCCUCCCGGUGCUGCCGUGCCUCUAUCUAGGACUGAUGAAAUUCGGCAGAGCACGUACCGAACUCUAGACAGCCUUGAGCAGACCAUAAAGCAGCUGGAAAACACCAUCAGUGAAAUGAGUCCCAAAGUUAUCCCCGAAAGCACACACAGCUCUGAGGGAAGCACUGUCCCCUUCUCUGCCCCGCUAGUACCAGAGGUCCCACCCCGAGAGCUUGUAGUGCUGGAUGAGAGCCGUGGUGGCACAGAGCCCCCUCCGCCAGUCCCAGCCACUUCACGUAAGGGCCCGAGCGCUGCCUCGCAGACGAGCCGGAUGCCGGUGCCCAUGGCUGCGAAAAGUAGACAAGGAGGCACGGAGAAAGCAGGCAAACAGCACAAGCUGCAGGACCCGCGUCAGUACAGACAGGCUAAUGGAAGUGCUAAGAAAGCUGGUGGGGACUAUAAGGCUACUUCCCCCACCCUCCCUGCUUCUAAGAUCCCUGCCUUUUCUCCCACUUCUGGGAAAAGCAGCUCUGCCCCCGCUCCCAGCGGUGACGGCCCUAACCCCCUUACCCCACCUGCCAAGCCCUCCGUGCCCCCCUCCGGCCUCCUCGGGCCCCAGGCAGGCCGCAUGGCGUACUCGGCCUCCCUGAUCCCCUCUGUCGCUAACGGCUCCUCCAAGUUCCAGAGCCCACCCUACGCCGCCAAGGGCCACCAGCUCUCCUUCUCGCUGCAGACUCAGAACGGCCGCCCGCCCCCUCCUUCCUCCUCCACCUCCCCCCCGUCCUCCACCUCUCCCACCUCACUGAACCAAGGUGUGAAGAGCAUCAGGACCAUCCACACUCCUAGCUUCACCAGCUACAAGGCGCAGAAUGGAAAUGCCAGCAAGUCCGCCUCCCCCGCGGCCAAGGAGCCGGCCUAGAGGCUGUGCGCCGGAUUGCUGCUCCUUUCCUGCAGCCACUAUUUUAACCAGGGAGCGUAACCGUUUUGCUGUAUCGCUGGAGGCUUAAUACUAACCAUGUGCUAAACACUGAGUUACUACACUAGAGUAGAGUGAAGCUUUUUUGUAAACCUUUUGUUGCUGUUGUAAUGAUAGAAGAGCGUUUUCCCUCCAUAGGCAGCACCUCUUGCAAAAAAGCGUGUUGGUGUGUGUGUGUGUGAGCCCGAGCGCGGCGCUGCGCCGAGCACGGCUGCACGUGUGGCUGACGUUCAGUGAGCGGUUUUGUAUGAAGCUAUUUUUCAUUACGGGGACUAGACGUGAACAGAGAUAUACUGAAGUGUGAUUAUACACUACUGUAAAACUGAACUAUUUUUCUUUUAUUUUGGUGUUAUUUAGCUUUGUUACAGAUUUCUAUUUUUGUCGACCAAUGUCACGGUUCCUUUCGAGAUCUUUCUGCCAAAACAUUUUGAUACUAUUGUAAUGUACAUUUGAAAGUAGUAUGCUGGACAGCAAACCUCUGCACCAGAGACAGAACAAGACUGGUCUUAGUGCGCAGGAGGUAACUCAACCUAUUGCACUGCCAUUCAGAGUGUAUUUAAGAAUUUGCCAAGCCGAGAAAAAAAUAAAUAGUUCGACAUAUGUAGGGAGUGGCCGGUUAUUGUUUUCUUUCUUAGCUACAUUCACCCUUCCCCUUCAGCUUUCUUUUACUGGGACCUGGUAGCUCAUUUAUGUAUUGCAUUGUGGAUUUUUAAAUGUACACUUCUGUACUGUUCUGUAUACUGGCAAACUUUUGUACAUACCUAUAAAUAGAUAUAAAUAAAUGAAUACUGUAUGUGGCUGGGCACAUAGAGUAGUUUUACCACACCAAAGUUAAUUUUUAAUGCAUGCUUUCAAAAUAUAUAUGGGACAGGGCUGAAACAGAUGGGUAAUGGUCACAUUGGAGAAAAAGCAAAAAGCUUGCAGAGCUCAUGGUUUUGUAAAUAAAUUUAUUUGUAUAACACCGAUGUAAUAUACAGAACUAUGAUAAGCAAAGAUCUUUACAGAAAUAAAGGGCUGCAUGCUUAUGUUUUCUA